AGCGCUGCUCACACACGCACACACACAUUAUCAUUCCCCGGAAUCACGAACAUAACAUCGUUAUCGCAGUAUGAGGAGUAAAUCGUGUCGGGACAGGGAGUGUGUGUGAAUGAGGACCGCGGAGGGUUCGGUCCGUCGCGCAGCAUCGAGCCACGAAACCCAGGCCUGCUCAAGUGUUUAUAUAAUUAUAUCAUACGAUGGAAGCGAUUCCCUGCUUCGGAAGUAGUUCGCUGGAUGUUAGUCUCGCCGGAGACAUAUAAGCGCGUCGUGAUACCGUACUGCCAACGAGAACCUCCCGUCCGCGAGAAACAUGUGGUGGAAACUGUUCUUUUUGCUCCUGUAUUUCUUCAUGCUGUUCAUCCUGGCUCGGUUCUUCGAAGCCGUCGUCUGGUACGAGACUGGGAUCUUCGCCACACAGCUGGUGGACCCAGUGACACUGAGCUUCAGGAGGCUGAAGACCAUCCUGGAGUGCCGGGGACUGGGUUACUCGGGCCUGGCGGAGAAGAGGGAUGUGCGGGAGCUGGUGGAGAACUCGGGUGAGCUGAUGCAAGGCGAGCUGUAUUCUGCCAUCAAGAACGAGGAACAGCAGACUGGGUCUGACUCCAGCACAUCUUUCAGCGGAGAAAUGCACUUCUAUGAGUUAGUGGAGGACACUAAAGAUGGCAUCUGGCUAGUUCAGGUAAUAGCCCAGGACAGAAACCCGCUGUUGAGCACGGCUAACUGGGGCAAAAUGGUGCAGAAAGUCUCCCAGUUUGGCAUCCGGACCGGCACCUUCAACUGCUCCAGCGACUCGAGGUACUGCCACAAGCGUGGCUGGAUGAAGUCCACCCUCAUCAUGUCGGUCCCGCAGACCUACGCCUCCAAAGGGAAGGUCAUGCUGAAGGAGUACGACGGCCGGCGCAUCGAGACGGAGCACAUCUUUAAAUGGAUGACGGCGCACGUCGCCUCGCGCAUCAAGACCAUCCGCGUCUCCCAGCGACUCCUGGACGACUGGUAUCAGAUGGAGAAGCAGCCGGUCAAGAUGUUCCUGUUUGCCAGACUCCUGCAACCCCCCGCGUUCUUCUCCGCGCUCAGCAUCAAGUUCACCGGGCGGAUCGAGUUCAUCUUCGUGGACGUGCGCGACUGGGAGGACACGAGCGUCCUGGAGGAGAUCGGGGUUCAGCAGACGCCCUCCUACAUCCUCAAAACUCCUGAGGGCAUUUACCGGUACGGGAACAGCACCGGGGAGUUCAUCUCCCUACACGCCAUGGACUCGUUCCUGCGCUCCGUGCAACCGGAAGUCAACGACUUGUUCAUUUUAAGCUUAGUCAUGGUUAACCUGAUGGCUUGGAUGGAUCUUUUCAUAACGCAAGGAGCCACUAUUAAACGCUUUGUGGUUUUGAUUAGCACGCUAGGCACUUAUAACUCGCUACUCAUCAUCUCCUGGCUGCCGAUCCUCGGGUUUCUCCAACUCCCGUACUUGGACAGCUUUUACGAGUACAGCUUGAAACUCUUGCGCUACGCAGACACCACGACCAUCGCCUCGUGGGUCCGAUCCGACUGGACCUUUUACUCGUCCCACCCGGCUCUGUUCCUCAGCACUUAUCUCGCUCACGGGCUUCUCAUCGACUACUUCGAGAAGAAGAGAAGAUGCAGCAACGAAGACCAAAACGCCAACAACCUGGAGUGGUUGUCGAGUCUGUGGGAUUGGUACACCAGCUACCUGGUGCAUCCAAUCGCCUCGUUCCAGAACUUUGAGUCCGAUUGGGAUGACGAUCCUAAUUUCCUUUUGGAAAGGUUGGCGUUCCCCGAUCUCUGGCUUCACCCGCUUGUUCCCACAGAUUACAUCAAGAACCUGCCGACGUGGAAGUUCAGACUGAGUCCGGACCCUGACGUUGACCCGGAAGCGCAUCGCCCGAGUGACCCGGACUGGUCUGGGUGGCCGUGCGGGAUGCUCCACUGCACCGAGUGUGUGGUGUGUCUGGAGAACUUUGACACAGAUUGCCUGGUCAUGGGUCUGCCGUGUGGUCACGUGUUCCACCAGCAGUGCAUUGUGGUCUGGCUGGCCGGUGGGCGGCACUGUUGCCCCGUGUGCCGGUGGCCGUCAAACAAGAAGCGACCCGCGAGACCGCGCGCAACCGAACCGCUGGAUCCCGAAUAACCCUCAAUCCUUUACGUCCCGCUUCUUGCUAGUGUUGUCAAACGGACCGACUUCGGUUCUAAGUCGAUACUGGAAUUUUAAAUGUGACGCGUUGAGCGCACUCAUAAACGCCUCUGAUUGGCCGUUGUGUUCACGAGCUCAUCUGUGAUUGGCUACAGUGAUCAG
Messenger RNA from Rhinichthys klamathensis goyatoka, 2305 nucleotides. It is a transcript of the gene rnf103, whose product is annotated as ring finger protein 103. Gene Ontology annotation, biological process: protein ubiquitination. The transcript is spliced from 4 exons. NCBI's taxonomy places the organism in Eukaryota, Metazoa, Chordata, Actinopteri, Cypriniformes, Leuciscidae. Gene Ontology annotation, cellular component: endoplasmic reticulum. The coding region runs from base 311 to 2140 and encodes 609 amino acids. The record is from RefSeq and is a predicted model, not a curated record. Gene Ontology annotation, molecular function: ubiquitin-protein transferase activity.